This is a messenger RNA of Exophiala oligosperma, 1002 nucleotides long. RefSeq lists its product as uncharacterized. The transcript has 2 exons. The coding region runs from base 1 to 1002 and encodes 333 amino acids. NCBI's taxonomy places the organism in Eukaryota, Fungi, Ascomycota, Eurotiomycetes, Chaetothyriales, Herpotrichiellaceae. The record is from RefSeq and is a predicted model, not a curated record.
AUGGAUCCCAAUGACCCUCUUCACAAAGUAGUCAACGCCUUCUUCGGACCUCAACCGACCGUGACGCGGAAACAGUGCGACGAUUUGGCCGUCGCUCUUGUCGGUGGGAUCGUCAUUCCCACGAGCAUCCAGGGUGCCUUCAGCUACACCGUCAUGGCGGGACCCAAUCUGACCAGGAUCGUGCAAUUUCGGGUUCACGACUCGGUCCUGAACAUGAUGGCCGUGAGUCUGGCCCAGAUGAUCCAUCCGCAACUCGUGCCGGCCUGCACCUACCACGGAAAGCUUGGCGGGUCGUCGCCAUUUUUGGUCUACGUGAUGGAAAAACUUUGCGGAUUUUCCUGGUUUCGCGUGCGGUCCCUGUGGAAUCUCCCCACCGGUCCGCCGCCGAUGAACCUGGUCUCACGACGGCGCAACACCGCGGUCGAUUUGGCGAGAUACUUCGCGGCGUCGUGGAAUUGUAGGCCGGCGGUACUCUCCAAUGCCGUCGAAGCCACGUACCACGAUCUCAUGCAGAAAUUGGAGCUCCUUUCCCAAGCCUUGCCCUCCCGAUUCAUGGACAGCCUGAGACGGGUCCGCGCCGAACUUCCACUGCUCUUUGCGCCGACGUACCCUCUGGUCCUGAGUCACGGUGACCUCAGCGAGUUCAACAUCUAUGUGGAUGUCAACACGGGACACUUGACUGGGAUCAUCGACUGGGCUGAGGCCUGCAUCCUUCCGUUCGGCAUUUCCCUGUGGAGCCUCGAGAACAUCCUCGGCCACAUGGACGCUCGAGGGUGGCACUAUUACGACAAUCACCACAUGCUCGGGGACUUGUUCUGGCAAACCUUUGAAGAGGCCGUCGGUGGAGUCUCCGAGGCCGACAGGCAGGCUAUCCGCGUGGCGAGGAUGGUGGGCUUCUUCCUGCGUUACGGUUUCGUACGAGAGAACGGGGUCCGACUGCUCCCUGCGAAGGAGUCGGAUUCCAGGCUGAGAUAUCUCGACACUUUCUGCAUGACAAUAUGA